Messenger RNA from Urocitellus parryii (Arctic ground squirrel), 3273 nucleotides. It is a transcript of the gene Slc49a4, whose product is annotated as solute carrier family 49 member 4. Gene Ontology annotation, cellular component: intracellular membrane-bounded organelle; membrane. The record is from RefSeq and is a predicted model, not a curated record. Lineage: Eukaryota; Metazoa; Chordata; Mammalia; Rodentia; Sciuridae.
ACGUGACCAGCUCUGGGCGGGGCCACGCGGGUUUGUUUUGGUCCCAAGCACCGAAGGCGUGGUUUGAGUUGUGGCGCUCCUCACAUCCUCCAGACCUUAGCUUCUUUCGCUCAGUCUUUCGUCCUCUAGUCAGAUCCUUCCUUGGCUUUUCCCCACCCCACAGGACUGGAGUCCUAGGGGGUGGUUUGUUGUUUUGCGGGGCUCCUGGCGGUGGGCCUGGUCUGUGCGUUCGCUGUCCCUGCAGCCACUCUGACCAGCCGCGGAGACCAGCACAGUGACUGUCUUUCACUUCUCUGCCCCUUCCGGCAGCAGCGUGACUCCAUCUCGUUUUUGUGACUGCCGGGAAUACGAACCUCGGGCAGAGUGUCCUUUGAUUGCUCUCCCUGUGACUCAUUUCCCGAUCCAGACAMGCCAAAUUGCUCCACUUGAGUUCUUAAGGACUCUGACAGCUGUCAGGCUUCUGGAUUUAUAUAUCAAAACAAACAAACAAGUGGCUGCCUGGUCAAGAGAUCAACAACCCCCCCAGUUUUUUCCUUGUUUACCCUUAGUCUGUUCAAAAUCAUAACCGAAGAUGGAUCUAGGUCACUUUGGGGCAGAAAUCUUACAACCUUAACACAAUCUUACUGUUCGCCUAUUAAGUGAUAGACAAAAUGGGUAAAAAUAUUACAUGUGGCAUUGGAUAUGUAAGACAAAAAGGUGACACAUUAUACUAGGUAGUACUUAUUUACAAAAACAAAGGCACAAGAUAUCAUUUUUGUAAUACCAUCCCCUGGCACGCUCCUAUACUUCGAUCUUAUUCCAUCAAUCCCCCCCCCAUAAUUUCUGAAGUUAUAAACCAAAUAAAACUAAACCCAAUAUAGUAGCAAGCAUUAGGUUAMGUGGCCUGAGGUCACCGAGUUGUUUAUUAGGCACAUGAUGCAAACUUCGGCACUUCCUCCAGCAACCCCCGGGUGGCUUGCCUAAUCUCCUCUACUGCAGUUUYCCUGGGAGUUUCCCUCUCCCGGGCCAACCGGGCUCCUCUUUGCCUUUACAAUUCCUCCCGGUCCUCUCAUAGCGACCCCAGCUCUUCCACGUGCGGGUGUUUGCUCGCAGUGCCUGAGGGCGGGGCGGACCUCAGCCUCCCCCCGCCUCCCCACCCACCGGCUCGGGUGGCGCAGGCGCACCAGGCACGGCCGGGAGGCCGAGGGCGACCACAGCAUCUCCGACUGGGGCUCCUCCCGCCGCGUCUGAGUGGGCUGGUAGGCGGCCACCGAGUCUGCUCCGGGCAGGGGCCGGCGGGCGGCGUGGCCAUGGGCGCAGGCUGGAGUAGCGACGAGGAGCGGCAGCCGCUACUGGGGCCCGGGCUCGGCCCUGGGCCCGGGGCUGCGCGCAGGAACCGGGAGGCGGCGGCGGUGGCUGUGGCGCUGCCCGCCGCUGGCCCCGGUCCGGGACGGGUGUACGGGCGCCGUUGGCUGGUGCUGCUGCUCUUCUCGCUGCUGGCGUUCGCGCAGGGCCUGGUCUGGAACACCUGGGGCCCUAUCCAGAACUCGGCGCGCCAGGCCUAUGGCUUCUCCAGCUGGGACAUCGCGCUGCUUGUGCUGUGGGGGCCCAUUGGCUUCCUGCCCUGCUUCGCGUUCAUGUGGCUCCUGGACAAGAGAGGACUUCGGGUGACUGUGCUUCUGACGUCGUUCCUUAUGGUUUUGGGAACUGGUCUAAGAUGCAUACCUAUAUCAGACUUAAUGCUGAAAAGACGAUUAAUCCAUGGAGGACAGAUGUUAAAUGGAUUGGCAGGUCCAACUGUAAUGAAUGCGGCACCAUUCCUCUCCACAACCUGGUUUUCUGCGGAUGAACGGGCCACUGCCACAGCGAUUGCUUCCAUGCUCAGUUAUCUGGGUGGGGCAUGUGCAUUUUUAGUUGGACCUCUUGUUGUUCCAGCUCCCAAUGGGACUUCACCUCUUCUUACUGCAGAGAGCAGCAGGGCUCAUAUUAAAGACAGCAUUGAGACUGUGUUGUAUGCAGAAUUUGGAGUUGUCUGCUUAAUAUUCUCUGCAACACUAGCUUACUUCCCACCCCGGCCUCCUCUUCCUCCCAGUGUUGCUGCAGCUAGCCAGAGGCUAAGUUAUCGACGCAGCUUUUGUAGGCUAUUAAGCAAUUUGAGAUUUUUGAUGAUUGCUUUAGCAUAUGCUAUCCCACUUGGUGUAUUUGCUGGCUGGUCUGGAGUUCUGGAUUUAAUUUUAACGCCAGUGCAUGUCAGCCAAGUAGAUGCUGGCUGGAUUGGAUUUUGGUCCAUAGUUGGAGGCUGUGUUGUUGGAAUAGCUAUGGCAAGGUUUGCAGAUUUUAUCCGGGGUAUGCUGAAGCUAAUUCUUCUCCUCCUAUUUUCUGGGGCUACACUGUCAUCCACAUGGUUCACCCUGACCUGUUUGAACAGUAUCACACACCUGCCUUUGACUACAGUGACAUUGUAUGCCUCCUGUAUUCUCCUGGGAGUGUUCUUGAAUAGCAGUGUACCUAUAUUUUUUGAGCUUUUUGUGGAAACUGUCUACCCAGUUCCAGAAGGAAUUACUUGUGGAGUCGUCACUUUUUUAAGUAAUAUGUUCAUGGGAGUACUUUUAUUUUUUCUCACAUUUUAUCAUACAGAGUUGUCUUGGUUCAACUGGUGCCUUCCCGGGUCGUGUUUGCUCAGUCUCCUCCUCAUUCUGUGCUUCAGGGAAUCCUAUGACAGACUUUAUCUUGAUGUGGUUGUCUCAGUUUAAUAGCACAGACUCGAGGGAGUUUGAAUGGAGACUGGAAAUCAAUACUGCACACUGCAGAUUUGCUUGGAAUUGCACAUCUAACAGGAAAAAAGGAGAAGAAAGAAACUUCAUUCAGAGGUUUUGUUAGGUUACAGAUUAUUGCAUUAAUUUAACUACUACUAGGUAAUAAUAAUGUGGGACUUGAGUGGUAAUAGGGGAUUUUAAAACUCUACAAGUGGCAUACCUGUGCCCAAUUCUGGGGUUGGAAGAGUGACGUCUUACUUAUUCAGCACUACCUAAGGAAUUCCCUCUGUGUUUUGUGCCAGUGCUAAACUACUGAUAAACUGUAAUUAUGAAAAGAAAAGAAGGCAUCUAUCACAUGAAGAUAACGCCUCCUGAGGUCACAUGACAGAAUAGGAAGAAAUGCCACUAACUUCUAAAGAAGUUUAAACCCUGUAUCAGAUUUUAAUGACAAAAUAGCCAACAGUAUAUCGAUAAUAGAAAUUAGCCACGUGUACACUACAUGUUUUUUCUAAUAAAAGCCAUUUCUUAUAUGACUCCU